AUGACUCUGAUUUUUGAUAUCCACGUCUAUAAGCGAUAUGAACAGACGUGUUGUGGAAGUGUGGUACGGAACAACACUGACGCUUGUUGUGGUACAACUUCUUACAACUCCAAAGAAAGUAGCGUGAAAUGCGACAACAAUCAGCUCGUUCCUAAAGGAAAUACGCCAGAGCCAACUAGGUGUGGAAACAAAGCCAUAAAGGAAACUAUCCAGGGCUGUUGUAAUGGGGCACAAUUUGAUUUACUUAAUCAAAUUUGUUGUGGAGGAACCAUUUUGCAUAAAUCAAAGAAAUGCUGUGAUGGGAGAGAAUUGGACACAGCAAAAUAUGUGUGUUGCAAGGGAGAUAAAAUAGAACAACAGGUCAAGUUACAGCCUAACAGUGAUGAAUGCUGUUUACUGAAAAAUGGUUCUUUUCAAACAUUCAACAGAAAAUAUUCUGAAUGUAGUCUUGCCUUAGGAGUUGCUCCAAAGGGAUCCAGAUGUGGAACUUUGUUGUAUAACAAAAGUAGAGAUCUUUGUUGUCAGGGAAUACUAUUUAAAAAUGGUACUCUCCAGAAGAGGAAAUGCUGUGGUGUUAAAUCCUAUGAUACUCAAUGCCAGGAAUGCCAACACGAUGGCAUCAAAGAUUUGAAAACAUGUAACGAACAUGUCAAAUUUAAGGAAACACAACAUUACUGUGGGAAAAAAGAAUAUAACAAGGAUAGAGAUCUAUGUUGUCGUGAUAAGCUUUAUGUCAAUGGAACAACACAGAGAAAAGGCUGUUGUGGAAUAAAAUCUUACUUGAAAAAGAAUAAAAAAUGUCUUCAUGGAGAAACCAGGGAAGGGUAUGUAUCAUUUAAAUGA
Messenger RNA from Mytilus trossulus (common blue mussel), 843 nucleotides. RefSeq names its product galaxin-like. The coding region runs from base 1 to 843 and encodes 280 amino acids. The record is from RefSeq and is a predicted model, not a curated record. NCBI's taxonomy places the organism in Eukaryota, Metazoa, Mollusca, Bivalvia, Mytilida, Mytilidae. The transcript has 5 exons.